Messenger RNA from Pecten maximus, 1405 nucleotides. RefSeq names its product very-long-chain (3R)-3-hydroxyacyl-CoA dehydratase 2-like. Gene Ontology annotation, molecular function: 3-hydroxyacyl-CoA dehydratase activity. NCBI's taxonomy places the organism in Eukaryota, Metazoa, Mollusca, Bivalvia, Pectinida, Pectinidae. Gene Ontology annotation, cellular component: endoplasmic reticulum membrane. The record is from RefSeq and is a predicted model, not a curated record. The transcript is spliced from 7 exons. Gene Ontology annotation, biological process: very long-chain fatty acid biosynthetic process; fatty acid elongation; sphingolipid biosynthetic process. Bases 28 to 735 code for a protein of 235 amino acids.
AACUAAAACAUCCUAACGAGUAGAAACAUGGCGUCCACCAACAUGCCGAAGUCCUUGCCACAGCAAGCAAAACAAGAUGAUAGUUUAUCGAAGAUUUACUUGGUGGCUUAUAAUGUUACUCAGAUUUUAGGAUGGAGUGCUAUUAUGUUGGCGCUGGGUAAUCAUUGGAUGACGAACCAGAGCGUAACAGGAGUUUACGAGGAUGUGGCACCACUGCUCAACAUCUUCCAGACAGCAGCUAUUCUGGAGAUAUUCCACUGUGCCGUAGGUCUGGUGCGUUCUAACGUCGUCCUGACAGCAUUCCAAGUCUUUUCUCGUGUUUUCCUUACCUGGGGCAUAGCCUACAGUGUUCCAGAGGUACAGACGAGUAUUGGUGUGUUCAUGUUUAUCUUCGCGUGGACAGUUACAGAAAUCAUACGAUAUUCGUUCUACUUCUCAGGACUGGUUGGAAUGAUCCCUUAUCCAUUACAAUGGUGCAGGUACACAUUUUUCCUGGUGCUGUACCCUAUAGGUGUUUCGGGAGAAUUACUGACUAUCUAUGCCAGCCUGCCGUAUGUUAAGGCGAGCCAGUUGUACUCCAUAUCACUCCCCAACAGUGCCAAUCUGUCCUUUAACUAUUACUACUUCCUUAUAUGUGCCAUGCUCACCUACAUUCCUGUAUUUCCACAACUUUUCAUGCAUAUGGUGGCUCAACGGAGAAAAGUCAUUGGUGGAGCCAGUAAAAAGAAAGAAUGAUAUCAAAGCACCCUAGAGGAGAAUUCCAGAUUUCCUUUAAUAACCAGAGAUGUUCAUUCUUGGUUGGAAUACAAUCAAUAUCUUUGUUGUACAUGACAUUGUAUUAAUGGUAAUUGGAGUACUAUGUUGUACACAUUUAGGUGUACAUAGUCCUGUUAUUACUUGUAAUAGGUUGUUACAAAUGUUAUCUUAAUCAUAAUAGUUUCAGUAAUAGAAUUAAAUGUUGACAAUCAAUGUCACAGUUUUUGUUACCCGAUUGAACCAGUGAUAACUCCCAGUACUUCAUAUAAGGUCCAUGAUAUCAGCAAGAUAGCAUCUUAUAGGAUAAUACAGGGCUUUUUCUCACUGGUUUGGGAUGGGGCCUUUUUGUCUCAUUUUGGGAAGAAAAUAGGUGAAUUGGGAAAAAAAAUUUCAGGAGUAAACUGCAAAUUUUAGGAAUUUGGCUUUAAAAUGAAAUAAUUCCAAUUGGGAAUGGGGCCCAUUAACGGCCCCAAAAAGCCCUCAGAAAAAGCCCUAUACAAGGAACCAUACAAGAAUACCACUACACUGUUGAAUUUGUAUUUUUAAAGCCGGUCUAUAAAGGGCACCUGUAUAUGAAAAUCUGUCUAUAAAGGGCACCUGUGUAUGAAAAUCUGUCUAUAAAGGGCACCUGUGUAUGAAAACCUGUCUA